CUUUUGUUCUGAAAGAGCGCCGCCGGAAGUUGUCCCCGGGAGCGGAACCGGGUCGUGUGCGCGUGGUCCGGCCCUUUUGAACCAGCAGGGAGCUUCCAGCAUGGCUGCGAUCGGGGUCCACUUCGGGUACACAUGCGCCUGUGUGGCGAUAUACAAGGACGGACGGGCUGACGUGGUGGCCAAUGAUUCAGGAGACAGAGUAACUCCUGUGCUGGUGGCCUACAGAGACACUGAACAGAUUGUCGGCAUUGCAGCAAAGCAAGGACGGGUCCGCAACGCCGCCAACACCGUUGGUAAAGUGAAACAAGUGCUGGGGAGAAGCUUUGAUGAUCCAGAGACACAAACUCACAAAGCAGAGACCAAGUGUCAGGUGGUGAACAGAGGAGAGAAGCCGUAUUAUGAGAUCACAGCAGGAGAUCGCCCGGAGUAUGUCUCUCCGAGUGAUGUCGCAAAACUCGUCUUCCAUAAAUUGAAAGAAACGGCUCAGUCGGCUCUGGGCUCUGAUGUUGCCGACGCCGUCAUCACGGUCCCUUUUGAGUUUGCACAUGCUCAGAAGCGUGCUCUGAGGGAGGCAGCGGAAGCUGCAGGGUUCCACGUGCUGAGGCUGAUCCACGAGCCUGCUGCUGCUCUGCUGGCCUACGACAUCGGACAGGACUGUCACUCUGGAAAGAGCCACGUCCUGGUGUACAAGCUGGGCGGCACGUCGCUGAGCGUGACGGUGCUUCAGGCCAACGGAGGAAUGUUCCGGGUUCUCAACACCCACACGGACCACAGCAUCGGAGGGGAGAGCUUCACCCAGGCCUUGGCCCAGCACCUCGCCGCCGAGUUCAAGCGCACCUUCAAGCACGACGUGAGCAGCAACGCUCGGGCCAUGAUGAAGCUGAUGAACGGAGCCGACAUGGCCAAACACUCCCUGUCCACACUGGGAUCGGCCAACUGCUUCGUCGACUCCCUGCACGACGGCAUCGACUUUGAAUGCAACGUCUCCAGAGCUCGAUUCGAGCUGCUCUGCUCCUCCCUCUUCAACAAGAGUAUCCAGCCAAUCAGAGCCCUGCUGGAGCAGACAGGCCUCUCCGCUGGCGACAUCAACAAGGUGGUUCUUUGCGGCGGGUCAGCCAGGAUCCCUCGUCUCCAGCAAAUGAUCCGUGACAUGUUUCCCGAUGUGGAGCUCCUCAGCUCGGCGCCUCCCGAUGAGGUCAUUGCGGUGGGGGCGGCACUGCAGGCGGGCUUACUGGUGGGCAGGGAGAGCCUCUCCCCCGAGGAGGAGUCCGUCACGGUGGACGUUUCUGCCACGGACAUACUUGUGAAGGAGGUGGACGAAUCCGGAGCCGAGGUGUUCACCGUCCUCCUUCCAUCCGGCACGCCCCUCCCCGCCCGCCGGCAUCACAUCCUGAGCGGAGGGGGGAAACUCUCCUCCCUCUGUCUAGAGAUCUACCAGAGGCUUGUCGCGGAGCAGCCGGAAAAACUAGCCAAGAUCAUAUUGAGAGACCUGCAGCCCAGAGAGGAGAACCACGACAUCGACACCGUGGUGACCAUGAAAAGGGACGGCUCUGUUCACGUUUCCUGCGUAGAACCGAGCACCGGAAGGUCAGAGGUCGUCGCCAUCGCAGCUUCAUCAUGAAGCCACUGAUCUGCAGUUCAAAACACACAGUGUAGUACAGUGUCAGUACAGUGUCAGUGCCAUGUUUUUGUUUUCUUUUUUCACUCAAUAAACAUAAUAAAAACACCA
Scophthalmus maximus (turbot) is the source of this 1729-nucleotide messenger RNA. It is a transcript of the gene hspa14, whose product is annotated as heat shock protein 14. Gene Ontology annotation, biological process: protein refolding; cellular response to unfolded protein. Gene Ontology annotation, molecular function: misfolded protein binding; heat shock protein binding; ATP-dependent protein folding chaperone. The record is from RefSeq and is a predicted model, not a curated record. Gene Ontology annotation, cellular component: cytoplasm; ribosome. The coding region runs from base 101 to 1621 and encodes 506 amino acids. Lineage: Eukaryota; Metazoa; Chordata; Actinopteri; Pleuronectiformes; Scophthalmidae. The transcript is spliced from 14 exons.